Molecule: messenger RNA, 2028 nt
Organism: Rhodofomes roseus
Lineage: Eukaryota; Fungi; Basidiomycota; Agaricomycetes; Polyporales; Fomitopsidaceae
Exons: 4
Coding region: 72-1604 (510 amino acids)
Source: RefSeq, a predicted model, not a curated record
GCCCCCUUCUCAUUGCUUACUGCAACCAACCCGACGCUACCGGCCUCCGACCUAGGAGACCAGAGAAUACCAUGUCAGGAAACACUAUCAUAUUAGCAGAACUCAAUGACGAUGUUUUGGGGCACAUCCUACAAUGGCUUCCAGUCCGAGCCUUGUUAUCGCUCUCAAUGUCGUGUCGUUGGCUUCGGGAGGCGUGCAUGCACCUUUUAUUUGGGCGUUCUUCCCUCCUUGUCUAUGGGCCGGGACAAGUAGAGCGGUCCGAGGACUUCUUGCCUGCAUCACUCCGGCCUUACGUCCAUUCGAUGGUCUUCUGCGACGAAUGCUUUGACCAGUCAUAUUGUGAUCUCGACCCAACGACCGACGGAGGUAUACCACUGCGCCUAGACUUCACUGACGACCCUAUGCUUUGUGGCGCUUUCCCCGCCGCUCUUCUCGCCGAACGUCUUCGAGAGAUCCCUCGCCUUCGCUCGUUGACACUGUAUAAAUCCAAUACAGCAACACAUGGCCUGCCAUGGGGAACCCUGCGUGUAAUCUUGUCAGAGCCGCGCUUGCGCGAGCUAAAGCUCCGCGACUUCCUCUUCUGUCCUGUCUUACGUUCUGGCGAGGAACUCGACGUUGGCUUCGUGGCUCCACUCACGACGUUUCAAUACGUCUUAUACCAUCCACGAGACCCCUGGACAUUCCCCUCCGAGAUGACAGCAUUAGCUUUCGUACUGGGCAAGCUAUGCGAGACUCUCGAGACAUUGAUUUUGUCCAGCGAACCCGCACCUCCUUCCACCCUUAGCCGGUUCCGUUGGCCUCGUCUGCGGAAGCUCGUCUACUACGGAACUCCCUGGAAUUCCCUCGCCAAACCGUUCGUAUCCCUAUGCUCUGGAAUGCAGGGGUUGCGGUGCCUCUCACUGAAACUCAGCCCUCCGCCGGACACCACGCCCCAAUUACUGUGGCCACCCGAUCAUACUGGUUCUUUCCCGUGGCCAGAACUUGAACGUCUGGUCAUCUCAUACCCCCGUGCAGAUGACGACAUCUACAGUCAUCUUCCUUCGUCCCUUCGUGCGCUAUCGUUGCGUUGUUGGGAGCAUGUCUGUGACCAACAGUGGUCUUGGGGUUACGGUUUCACGUAUCCCCCUAACUACGAUUCCAUCUUACGCUCCUCCACUCUGCUCUCCGUUCUGCGACAAUGCAAGUCGUUGAACCUGGACCACCUCGAGAUUGAAUACAUCGCCGAUGAAACAGACGAUGCGCUUCUACAAUACAUAGCGACCACAUUUCCGCGUCUGACGUCCCUUAAAAUGCAUCGUCAUCGAUCCGAAAGCGAGGAGUCGGACAUAUCUGUGGCGCACAUAGCCCAUGAACUUGCUCCUCUUUCUCACCUUCGUCGCCUCAAAAUGUCUCUGGACUUCGAAAGUACGCCACGACCGGUCAGAGCGUAUAAUCAAGUGUUACAUCCAAGUGCCCACUUCAUCAAUACUUCCAUGGACACCAUACGGAAUGCUGCAGCAACAAUUGCGCGCGUACUAGGUCCUUCUUUGCGUGUUGUCAUUCUAUGGGGCGGUAGACCUACUUGGCAUGCUUUUGACAUCGUUUCUGGGCGUGCUUAUGAAUGACUGACAGCACUUACGGCUUAAUCCAGUGCCUUGUGCCAUACCUACAGAUGGAGCUAAGUAAGAUGAUUGUUUUCCUUGUGUCCCUUCCAAACCAAUGUACGCUCACACGAAAACAUGCCGAAUGUGCGUCCGGCGGCCAUAUGUCUAAAUUUACCAGAGGACUUCACCUAACACAUCUGUAAAGACACGUUCAAUGAUUUUCAUGUCUUCUUCAGGAGUUUCGGCCACCAGUAGCAUUCAAUAUAACCCCUUCUCAUGGCGCGGACGGCUCGAGCUCGGAGCGUGCUCCCCACGACAGCAUUCCCUCUACUACUCUCCCUUACACUUCACCUCCCACGUUUUGACCUACUAUACUAGUACAGUACCCCGGCAGUUCAUGUCUACAUAGGGUUUCGCCCUAACGCGACAAUAAAUGGGAUUUACA